UUAUCACGCCUAAUACUACCAGGCAAAAUAUAGUGCUAGCUAUAAAUGUAAUAUUUUCACAAGUUAUUUGAAAUCAAGAGUGUUCUAAAAUAUUGAACUAUGAAAAAAGCAUGCGCCCCGAACCAACCGUGCUAAACAAAAGCUGGAACUGAAGGCGGUAAGGCCCAACCCUUAUCUUCCAGGGACUUUUGUACUGCUCCGCACCCCCACUCCCAUACAAACACACACCGGAUGUGAGGUCCGCAUAAACUGGGUUUCACGUGUGUUAGGUUAACAGCUUCUUUCAGGGUAAUACACACUUGCGGCUACAUUCAGAACGUAGGUCUUCCUACACACCUACAACAUGAAGUUUUCAGACAAAAGUAUUCCCAGGGCAGAGCAGUAAAGCCACGACGCAAGCUUUGCGCGAAACCUCACACCGCGCGCCGAGCUCUGCGCACGCGUACACCAGUUCGGAGGCUGCUGCCAACGCUUUGGCCAGUCUGCCGGUCUUCCGCCAGGGACGCCUCUUCGCCACGCCCUGUGCCCGCCUCCGAGCCACUAGAAGCAUCUGAUUGGCCAAUCUUUUCCCGGCUGGGGGCGGGGGCUGGAUGAUUGGCAGCAACGCACCCGGACGGCCAAGCCAGAAACCCGAGUAGCUCAAGAAGGCGCUGGCUGCCGCGCGGUCCGGUGUGCCUUAUGGACCAUGUGCUGCUACGUAUGCCUGAAAUACUUGAAAUGCACGUUUGGAGCGAUUAAGCCAUCUAAAUGCUUGGCCGGAUUAAGCGCCUAGUUAGAAUGGUGUUUCAACAAGUUGGAGUAAGCAUGCAGUCGGUACUUUGGUCUGGGAAGCCAUAUGGUUCAUCUCGAAGUAUCAUAAGAAAAAUUGGUACUAAUUUAUCUCUGAUUCAGUGUCCAAGAGUUCGGUUUCAGCUUACCAGCCCUGAAACAGAAUGGAGUCCCAACCACCCAGGAGAGGAUGCAGUGGCAUCUUUUGCUGAUGUUGGAUGGGUAGCCGAAGAAGAAGGAGAAUGUUCAACAAGGCUAAGGACAGAAGUCAGGUCCAGACAGCCCCUUCAGGAGGACCUUCCUCUUUUUGAGAAUCCUCCAAGCAGGCAGGUCUCCUUACCAAACCCGUCUCAGGAAGAGGCUCUGCCGAGGACUGUGGCGCUGGCCAAUGAGGAAGCCCUGCGGAAGAUCUCUGCUCUGGAAAGUGAGCUUGCAGUUCUGCGAGCCCAGAUCGCCAAAAUCGUGACCCUGCAGGAGCAGCAAACUCUCACCGCAGGCGACUCAGACUCUGCCACGUCUGUGACCGUGGCCCUACCCUCCGUCCCGCCGCCCCCUCCGCUCCCUUCAGCAGGGCUCCACCAAAGCAGAUCUGCCAUCGACCUGAUUAAAGAGCGAAGAGCGCAAAAAGCCAAUGCUGGGAAGAUUUUGGUUAAAAACAGUCCAAAGAAACCUGACAUGCCAAAUAUGCUAGAAAUUCUUAAAGACAUGAAUAGUGUAAAACUUCGGUCAGUGAAGAGGUCUGAGCAAGAUGCCAGGCCCAAGCCCGCGGACACUACUGACCCUGCCGCCCUCAUCGCAGAGGCUCUGAAAAAGAAGUUUGCAUUUCGGUAUCGAAGCGAGGUUGAAAAAGUAAUUCCGAGGUCUGAGUCAGAGGCCACCUCCGAAACGGCGUUGUUUGGACCACACAUGUUGAAGCCUACAGGAAAAAUGAAGACUUUAGUUGAAAAUGUUGCCAGUUCUUAAAUAGACAGUGAGCUGAGAAAGACUAUCCUCAUUCAGCUGCUGGUUUACUAGGGCUAAGCUGGCUAGUAGAAAUCAACACUAUUUAGUAAAUACCUGACUUUAGCAUUCAGUGACCUCCUUUUAAAUCUAAAUAGAGGAUUAAGCAGUAACAAAAGCACUGAGUUUUUGUUUUUUGCUUUUUAUAAGGUGGUCAGUUCUAGAACUAUCUAUAACAGGUGUAUUCUGACAUGUUUGUAACGUAUAGUUGGCAUGUUCGGGGUAUUAGUCUUGAAAACAGUUGUAUGGGUUUCAGAACAUAGAAGGGACACUUGUGGGUGUUAUUGUGAGGUUUUAAAUUCCCAAACACUAAUUUAUCUGUACAAAUGUUUUAUAUGCAUAUGUUUGGAUAUAAAAGUUUAUGUUAAAUUAGUGAUGACGGCAGUGAGGGUACUGUUGUUAUAUUCAUUUGUGUCCAGUGAUAAUUUAUGAUACAAUGAUGGAACAGCUGGUGUAGCGUAAGUUGUUGCAGUGAAAUAUUCAAUUUGAGAUGGGAAUCUUCUUGCCUCGAACGGAACUUAUAUCUUAGAUUCUCUCUCACCUUUUCCUUGGAGGUGGGGUUUGAGUAGGGACAAGAUGAUGUUCACUGAUGAAAUUCCACAAUGGUUUUUUUUUAAGGGAAGUAGAGGACCAGGAGAGUUGCUUUUGCCUCAGUGUGAUCGCACUGAGGAAGGAAAUAUAGUUGUCAAAUGGUGAGGAAUCAAAUUAGUGAACUAAAUCCUUUGUCAAUAAAAACCAGAAUAUACCAUCUUCUUUUCUUGCAGUUUAAUAAAUGGCUUCAUAAAGGAGACUUGUUCCAAGUUAAUAACACUUUUGGAAAUGUCAGCACAUAAUGGAGUUUUAAAAUUUUAAUAUUGGUCAAAAUAUUAGCUUCGUAAUGAAACAUUAUUGAAUAGGUGAAAGAAUGUCCUAUAAAUUGUUUAUCACUGGUCAGAAUGCUGUUCUGUUCAAUUACAUUAUGUGGUAUAAACCUUAGAUACUGUUGGAAAGUGGAGAGCUGCCCUUCUCAUCUAAGACUUGUAAGGAAUUGCUUCUGUGAUAAUUUUUAGGUGCAUAAUAAAUCUUCAUGGUUUUCUAUUUCUGAUAAAUUCAGCCACAGUUAAUACCAGAAUCUCCUACCAUGAGUAAAUAUUUUGAUUUAUUAUUUAAAUCUAGAAAAAAAUAUUAUACUUCCUGUGGGAUUUAAAAGAUGGGAAGAGUAGAUAAACAUUCACUUUUAAGUUAUCGAAAAUAUGCACAACAUUCUCUUAAUAACACAAAUUAGUUGAGGUAACUGACAUGGUUUGGUUAUCCAGCUUAAAUUUGAACUGUGGCUUAUUUUAUACAUGUGGUUGAUAUACGUUCUUUCUGUUUGUUUUAUAUGGUUUAAAAAUUCUGCCUUUAAAAAGAAGUUUAGACAGUUCACGUGAUAAUAUUCUGACCUCCUAAGCAAUUUAUAUUUUUAUCAGUAUUGAAUUUUGGCCAAUGUUCCAAUAUAAGGAAGUUACUGUUUUAAAAUAAAGCAAACUUUUAUUUUCCCAGACCAUAGUCCUAUUAUAUAUAUACAUUUCCCUUUUUACAGUACGUAAGAUUCUUUUACAUUGUACAUGUGACUUCUUUCAGGAUAAUUUGCUUUAAGGAAGUGGAAACAUGUUCCUUAAAAGAACUUACAUCAUGUAACUCAUUCACCAUUUCUAUUAAAUGGCUCUCAAGAGGGAUAGGAGGACAGUCACUUGGUAGGAGUUUCCUUAGGUUCCUCAAGCCCUAAAUCCACUUUUGGCAUUGGUGAAAUCUCUUUCUCCAUCCCAUUUCACUCAGUUUCUGGUUCCCCCAGCCAACAUCAAUACCUGAAGUGAACAAUCGUAAAAAUAGUCGAGCUCUACAUUUUAUAGCUGAGGCUCAGAAAGGUAAGUAAUUUGGUAUGAUGUUUAGUCGACUAUGAGUUCUUACUAGUUCAGAGACCCUCACUAUACACACACACACCUGUGAACACCUAUAAUUAUGUUUCAAAAAUUGGAAGUUAUUCAUCAAGCACUUUCUGUGUGCCAAGCACAGUGUUCAGUAUGUUACAUGCAGAAGCAUCUCCUUUAAUAUUCACAUCAACCUCACGAGGUAGCUUCUUGGCCAAGGUCACACAGCUGUUCCGUGGUAGGUCUGGGAUAUAAACAAGAAAAAAAAAACAAGGGUCCUCACAAUAUUUUAAGGUAGGUUCAAUCACAAGACGUUAGGCAGAAGCAAUGCUGUUCCACUCUCUGUUGCAGUUGAAAGUGAGUAAUAUAUAGUACAACCUAGCCAUUGUAUUGAAAAUAUGUUUCUGUUUUUCCUUAGGAUACAUUAUGAGAGUUUAUGUAUCUUAAGGCACCCAGGGAGUUAGGCCAUAAUCCUCAAUGGUGAUUUUAAUAUCGUUUAUGGUUUCCUUGUAUCUUUUGAGUCCUAAGGUUACCAAAGAACUUACAGGCCCCAUUCAGUGCCAAGACAAGGUCAGGAUGUGGUGUGCAAUCAAGAUAGCUUGUAGUCUAUCCACGCCCAACAGUCCUGGAAGAAUAUCCAGCACCAGGUGGGAAAAAAGGAACCAAGCCCACUUCCCACUCCAGAGCAGUGGUUCUUAACCUGCGAUCUGUUAUUAAGUGAGCCUCCUAGGCGUAUAUGUGCCUAAAUGUAUAUUUCUGCGGAGAGGGUUGUCAGCUUUCAUCAGAGUCUCAGGUUCAUGGUCCGAAAAGAUUACGAGCCACUGUGCUACAAGUGGGUUAGUUAUUCCACAAAGCGGAAGCUUCGUGAUGAGUAAGACAGGUCCCUACUGUCAGGGAGCUCCCAAGGAGAUGUACUUCAUUCUGGCUUUGUGCAGGGCAGAAUUUUUGAGGGCAGCAGGUCAUUUCUACAAUUACCCAGGGUCAGUACAGCUUUUAUCCCGUGAAGAAACCAGCAAUUAUUUUAACAUUCAAGUUCUUACCAGCAUUUAAAGCUGUAAAACAAACAUUUCCAAAAUUGAAUCAGAAGUGCAGCUUUCCAAAACUUACUAAAAUGCUAAUCUAAGUAAGGAAACUAUCUUAGGAAUCGGGAGCCACUUGGAGUUGAUGUCCCACACAAGGUUUGAGCCUGUGUUAAUCAGAGUGGCCAGAUUUAAAUGCUCAUGAACCUGGACUCUCCUAAAGAUGGCUCCUUGAUUAAAAUUAGCAACCAAACUGCUAAACAAAAUUGCUACCACCGUCUCUUUAGUGAAGAAGAGGAACCAGUUGUAACUUGGUAAAUAGGAAGGAGCUAGCAUGUUUCUGGAACUGAUAAUAAAAAAAAGACCCUGCUUUAACAGAAAAGAAGCAUGUGUUAGUAUACUGCAAUUUAGAUGUGGUAAAGUAUACAUUGGAAACCCUGGUGACGUAGUGGUUAAGUGCUACAGCUGCUAACCAAAGGGUCGGCAGUUCAAAUCCACCAGGCGCUCCUUGGAAACUCCAAGGGGCAGUUCUACUCUGUCCUAUAGGGUCGCUAUGAGUUGGAAUUGACUCAACGGCACUGGGUUUUUGAAAGUAUACAUGGGCACAUAUUUGAUUGGAUUGGAAAACAUUCUGUACCUCCACCAUGCACCUAACACCAUAGCUGUCCAUGUAGCAAGUCAUCUGUUACUAGGUGAAGUGACUUGAGGGUAGGCACCAGGUCCUAAUUACCUUUGUAUCUCUGGUUGCUACCACCUAGUAGGUGUUCGCUCAGAAAAUGUGUGGUAAAUAACUGUGCUAUAGAAGGUUUACUAUAUGCUACCUAGUGUCGGAGAGGCCAAGGAGACUGAAGGCUACUGCAGAGUUAGGUGGGAAAAUAAGAAAUGGUAUCAAGGUUGUUAAUGUAGCUUUUAAUAAUUUAUGAGACCCAAAAGAUUAAUCUAAUAGAAAGAUCAGGUAGCUAGGAUCUGAAACAAUAGAAGGGAAAACACUGGUUAAUCUAUAAUUUACCAGAAGAGAAAACACACUGGAAAGCUGAAAGUAUUCAAGCAAGUUUUCAAUAGCCAUGUAGAUAGUCCUUUUUUGGUAGAGUAUACAAAGUACUUUUCACAUACAGUGUCAGAGCCAGAGAAUGCUGGACAUGGGGUUACAUGAUUCGUGUAUGUGAUCCUGAACAAGUCACCACCUGUUUAAAAUGGGAAUAAUAACUCAGCUCAAAAAUUAAGGCUUAAAUGAAGUAAUGAAUUUUGAACACACUCUAUUAAUGGUAGAGCACUAAGUUAUCACUGUUACAUCAUUUUACAUGAGCUUGGGGCUCCUGUCAGAGUUAAGAGUCUUUAGUUCGGUUUGUCUCCCCAUUAACCUAACAUAUUAAGAAUCCUAUGGGAUGCUGCACCUUGAAGAGCAAGAUAAUAGGGGAGACAGAUGCUCCAGCCCCUUCUAAAGGUCACAGAGGGCCCUUCCAUAAGGUUAGAGUAGAACAUGAGUAUAAUUUAGACAUUCUCAGGAGGGUAAAUGAUGUUAGCUGUUGUCAAGUUGAUCCCUGACUCAUGGUAACCCAUACACAAUGGAACAAAAUGCUUCCCUGUCCUGCACCACUCCCAUGAUCGUUGGGGAUUGGAUCGGGUAAUUUAUAACCCAAAUAGUGCCUCCCAUUCCAUACUUAGUUAUCUAGUGCUGCUGUAACAAAAAUACCAAAAGUGAAUGGCUUUAACAAAUUUAUUCUUUCACAGUUGAGGUGGCUAGAAUUCUGAAUUCAAGGCAUCUGCUUCCAGAGAAGGCUCUCUCUCUCUCUCCCUCUGUUGGCUCCGGGGGAAGGUCUUUGUCAUCAAUCUUCCCCUGUUCUGGGAGCCUCUCAACACAGGGACCCUGGGUCCAAAGGAUGCGGUCUGCUUCUGGUGCUUCUUUCUUGGUGGCAUGAGGACCCUCCCCUGUCUACUUGAUUCUCUCUGACAUCUCAGAAGAGACUGACUCAAGAUAUAACCUAACCCUGUGGACUGAGUCCUUACUCACUGUAAUUGCCUCUAAUCGUACCUCAUAAACAUCAUAGAAGUAGGAUUUACAACACAGGAAAAUCACAUCAGAUGACAAAAUGGUGCACAAUCACACAAGACUAGGAAUCAUGGCCUAGCCAAGUUAACACACAUUUUGGGGGGACACAAUUCAAUCCAUAACACAUACCAAACGCCCACCAUAGGGCAGUCCCUCUUAAUUGCUUUGUUCCCAGCUGGGAAGGCCUUAAUUUGGAGAGAAGCGCAGGGGAGAAGGACCAGGCUCUUCAUAAGAGGAUUUUUACCAAGGAUACAAAAAGCCUGUUAAUGUUGCCUAAGGGCCUUCCCUCUUCAUUGGCUGACAUGCUUUUAUCUAAUGGUGAAAGAGAUGGCUUUCCCAGGUUUUAAGACGUGGAAUCUGUAUAUCAACUAAGGAGUAAAAAAGGAAGAGACCUAGAUGAUGGUCGGGGAAGUCAUUUGGUAACGGUGUCAGCAACAAGGGUAGAGAGGUAGAUAAAGCACUGAUAUCAGGGAUCAGGUCAAUCCUCCCAGCAUUUGAACCUCUGCUGCCUUCUGCAGGUGGGAACACCUGGGAACCCACAGAUUGGCCUGUGACCGAGGACACAGCCUUGAUAAGCUGGUCCCAUCAGAUUCUCUGUCAGGAUUUGAAAUAGGAAACCUCGAGAGAGUGAGGUAGUUAGCCGCAGCAGCUCAAACACUGUGCCACAAGGUACAGUUGAAUCCAUGAAGCAAUAAAGCAGAGAUUAUGAGGAAAUUAAUUAGACAGCAGCCGUUGAUUUUAUUUUACUUGUGAGAGGUGGACAUUUCACAGGUUAGGAAGCAAGUCUAAAGUUCACUAACUUGUCCAAGGGUCCACAGUUAAUACGUGACAAAGGACUGAAACCAAGAUCUGGCUGUAAAGACAGUGCUUUUUAAAACUAUAUUAUAGCGCUUUUCUAAGCAGAAACUGCAAGGUAGAGAAAAGCCAGAAAGGGUACCAGGAGCACCAGAGUGUGGGAGAAAAGGCUGAUGCAGCAAGAAGCUGCGUCUCUGAAUGAGACAGCCCAGGUUCUGCUCCCUACAGCCCGGCCUCACCAGGGUUCCUGAGAUGCAUACUCCAUUAUCAUGAACAGGAAUCCUUCAGCUGAAGCCCGCAGUGGAAAAAUCUAACCCCGAUGUGGUAACGAUUCUCAGAAAUUCGAAAGUUCUGUUUUCUGCAAAUGUUCAACUAGGGACUUUGAGCACAUUCCCUUAUGAUAUUUCCUUCAAAACGUUUGUCUUCAGAUAUAUAACUAACUUAUACAUUUCAACUAAGAUAAGGGAAUUUGGGAAAUCAUGUAAUCUCAAUUCUUUACAGGAUAUGGCUCGACCCCAACAGUAAAGAGACAUUUCAAGUCAGUAAAGAGACAUUUCAAGUCUAUGCUUGACAAAUCUCAUCCAUACAAGUGCAGUGCAGCAGCAGGGCUGACAGGUAAAGGUGGUAACACAAGACAGAAUUUCCUACCCCAAAGACUCUUGGUGGGACCAGAGGGAAGCCGCAAUAGACCAAGGAGUCAACUGCACUUCAGUUUUAAACCGCAACAAGAAAUCUAACAUUGAAAAUGAGGGUGUUUCUCUCUUUCCACCACCAUUCAACCAAGGUGGGUCUCAGGACAACUUACAAAGUGUAGGUAUAAAACUAAAAUUUUUUAUUGUGAUUGAUAAAAGAUGUUAGUAUUUUGUUAAAGGUAGCAUACUGAACUUGCAUAACUAUAUUUUAGAAUCAAACUUAAAAGCUACAUAUUUUACAAAUUAUGGAUGUUAACAGCAAUAAAGUCCAUGAAUGACUAGAAAUGGUGUCACUUUCAUCAUUAACAGAAUUGAGCCAUUCACUCUCCUACUAAACAACCCUAACGCAUUGCUUUUUUUGUUUUUAAUUUUUAUUGUGUUUUAAGUGAAAGUUUACAAAUCAAGUCAGUCUCUCAUACAAAAAUUUAUACACACCUUGCUAUAUACUCCUAAUUGCUCUCCCCCUCCACUCUAUUUUUGUGUCUGUUAGGCCAGCUUCGGACCCCCUCUGCUCUCUCAUCUCCCCUCUAGACAGGAGCUGCCCACAUAGUCUCAUGUGUCUACUUGAUCCAAGAAGCUCAUCCUUCACUAGUAUCAUUUUCUAUCCCGUAGUCCAGUCUAAUCCCUGUCUGAAGAGUUGGCUUUGGGAAUGGCUCCUGUCUUGGCCUAACAGAAGGUCUGGGGACCAUGACCUCCGGGGUCCUUCUAGUCUCAGACCAUUAAGUCUGGACUUUUUAUGAGAAUUUGGGGUCUGCAUCCCUCUACUCUCCUGCUCCCUCAGGGGUUCUCUGUUGCACUUCCUGUCAGGACUGUCAUCGGUUGUAGCCGGGCACCAUCUAGUUCUUCUGGUCUCAGGCUAAUGCAGUCUCUGCUUUAUGUGGUGCUUUCUGUCCCUUGGGCUCAUAAUUACCUUGUGUGUUUGGUGUUCUUCAUUCUCCUUUGCUCUAGGUGGGUUGAGACCAAUUGAUGCAUCUUAGAUGGCCGCUUGCUAGCAUUUAAGACCCCAGACGCCACUCACCAAAGUGGGAUGCAGAACAUUAAUACAUUUUGUUAUGUCAAUGGACUUAGAUGUCCCCUGAAACCAUGGUCCCCAAGCCCCCACCCUUGCUGCGCUGGCCUUUUGAAGCGUUCAGUUUAUGUAGGAAACUUCUUUGCUUUUAGUUUAGUCCAGUUGUGCUGACCUCGCCUGUAUUGUGUGUUGUCCUUCCCUUCACCCAAAAUGAUUCCUGUCCACUAUCUAACCAGUGAAGACCCCUCUCCCUCCUCCCCUCAUAGCCAUCAAAGAAUAUUUUCUUCUCUGAACUAUUUCUCGAGUUCUUAUAAUAGUGGUUUUAUACAAUAUUUGUCCUUUUGCAACUAAUUUCACUCAGCAUAAUGCCUUCUAGAUUCCUCCACGUUAUGAAAUGUUUCACAGAUUCAUCAUUGUUCUUUAUUGAUGUGUAGUAUUCCAUUGUGUGAAUAUACCAUAAUUUAUCCAUUCAUCCGUUGAUGGGCAACCUUGGUUGCUUCCAUAUUUUUUCUAUUGUAAAUAGUGCUGGCGUGAACAUGGGUGUGCAUAUAUCUGUUUGUGUAAAGGCUCUUAAUUCUCUAGGAUAUAUUCCAAGGAGUGAGAUUGCUGGAUCCUAUGGUAAUUCUAUUUCUAGUUUUUUAAGGAAGUGCCAAAUCGAUUUUCAAAGUGGUUAUACCAUUUUACAUUCCCACCAGCAGUAUAUAAGUGUUCCAGUCUCUCCACAACCUCUCCAACAUUUAUUAUUUUGCCUAACACAUUCCUUUUCUUUUGUACAAUAUAGAAACCUGUCAUUAUGUAACACUUUUCAAAAGUCAUUAUCUCACACAAACAUUUUGAGAAAAGAGCCUGUUUUCUAAUUUUUAAUACCCCUUUAUUGUGUCUGGUACAGUGCUCCGUACUAACAGGAACUCAAAUAUUGCUUACUGCAUGACUUGAGCAUAGAGACAGACUACUUUCUUUAUAAUUUCUCUUAGUGAUAUGUUGUUAUUGUUAGCUGCCAUCAAGUCAGCCCGACUCCUGACGACUCUGUGUUACAGAGUAGAACUGCUCCAUAGGGUUUUCUUGGCUGUAAUCUUUACAAAAGGCGCCCUUGUGGCAGUUCUGUGGGAGAAAAACUUGGUGAUCUGACCUGGUGAUCUGCUUCACUAAACAUUACAGCCCAGAAAACCCUGAGGCAAUUCUACUGUCACAGGGGGUGGCUGUUGAGUCAGAAUCAACUGGACGGUACCCAACAACAGCAGUCUUUACAGAAGCAGUUUCCUAAGACUAUCUUCUGCAGAGCUGAUGGGUAGGUUCAAACCACCAACUUUUACAUCAGCAGCCAAUCACAAAGGCAACACAUUAAUGCCACAUAAAUUGGUUCAACAAACAUUUAUUGAUGGCCCAGUUUGUAGCCGCUCUGUGCUAAGCACAGGGCACUGAAGAUGGGGGAGAUGUGCUGUGUGCCCUCUGUCAGCACACCACCAAAUAGUGAUGGUUCCACCUGGGCACCAUGGGCUCUGGGGGCCCUCAAAAUGAGGCAGCGCCUCUGCAAAUCCUUGGCAAAGAAUGGCUGCAGGCUUGGUCUGGUACACAUCUGUACUGCUGUAUGUUUCCAGUGUGUGCUGAUGUUACGGUGAUUAACAUGCACAUUAUUUAAAAACAGUAUGAAUUUAUACUAGUCAUUGUGUAUUUUCUCAAUCAGGAGAUAUUGAUUAGGAGGGGGUUUUAACAAAAUAUGUAUAUACCUUCAGAAGGGAACCUCUCAUGUGAAAGUUUUAAAGUUCUAAGAAAAUAGAAAGCUGUAAGAGCCAAGAAAGCAUUUCAGAAAAGGAGACCAACUUUAGGAAUUUUCAAGGAAUAAUUAGCACCUCUAACCUGUACCUAAGGUAAAAAUAUAUUUCCCAGAUUUGCAAAGGACAUAAAAUUUUUACAACUUUAUACAAAGAUGAACAAUUACAAAUCAUCACAUUUACAAUGAGUACAAAUAUUGACCAGAAACUAGGCUUUGUUUUGGUUUUUCUUUAAGCUAGGGCUUGCAAAUUUUUCUCUCAAAAGCUCUUUACUUGUAGAACACCCUCACCACCAAGAGUCGGCACUGACCCCCAAAGAGCUGGGAGAUGCCCAGGAAUUCUUUUAAGUUCCCUGCUUUUUUCUUAAAAAUUCAUUUGAAUUUUGCGUUCCGUUCCACAAUUCACUUAUUUUAAACCCAAGUUCCUAAAUUAUUUAACUGUUCCUCCAAUUUUUUCUAGUAAGUCAGUGUUCAAAGAAUAUAGGUCAAAUUAAGAAGGGCUAGAGAAGGUGAUUCCCACAUAUACAUUAAAAAAAAAAAAUACAACUUUGCUAUGGGUUUACAUUAUAG
Molecule: messenger RNA, 11562 nt
Organism: Loxodonta africana (African savanna elephant)
Lineage: Eukaryota; Metazoa; Chordata; Mammalia; Proboscidea; Elephantidae
Gene: MTFR1
Product: mitochondrial fission regulator 1
Exons: 8
Coding region: 748-1731 (327 amino acids)
Biological process (GO): mitochondrial fission; aerobic respiration
Cellular component (GO): mitochondrion
Source: RefSeq, a predicted model, not a curated record